This is a messenger RNA of Ogataea philodendri, 1197 nucleotides long. RefSeq lists its product as uncharacterized. Gene Ontology annotation, cellular component: membrane; GPI-anchor transamidase complex. NCBI's taxonomy places the organism in Eukaryota, Fungi, Ascomycota, Pichiomycetes, Pichiales, Pichiaceae. Gene Ontology annotation, biological process: attachment of GPI anchor to protein; protein localization to cell surface. The record is from RefSeq and is a predicted model, not a curated record. The transcript has a single exon. Bases 1 to 1197 code for a protein of 398 amino acids.
AUGGCUCAACAAACGUAUCUCAUAUUAACGGCAGGAUUCCUCAUAAGAUGGGUGCUGCCUACGAUUUUCCCCAGCAUCACUACAAUCUUGGAUAAGUCGGUUUUGUUUUCGACGCCGAUUUCCUCGUUCCGUUCGCUUCAAGAAGGUAUAUUCCUGCUUUCCAACUCCAUCGAUCCUUACAAUGGAGAAAUUGUGCACUUUCCACCUCUUUUGUUGCUCGUUUUCUCCAAAAUAUCCCAAUUGGACCUCGUAUUCGCCGCCCUAGACACACUUACAGGCUACUUGCUGGUCCAAAUCAACAAAAAGACAAACUAUUCUGCAAAAUACAGUUCGUGGAUCAUUGCAGCAUUCUAUGCGCUCAACCCGCUGGCAAUUCUUACCACCCUGUCCAAAUCGACCACAGUGAUCAAUAACCUGACCCUGCUAUAUGUGUUCCACCAGGUCCUCUCGAAAAACUAUAAAUCUUCAGUGAUCUCGUUGGCAGUGUCGUCCUAUCUCACUUAUUACAACUGGUACUUUGUGGUUCCGGUGCUGUACUCGAUAUACCAAAAUACGGCCUCGAAGCACGCGGUUAUUCGCUCGAUUGCGCUAUACCUUGCAUCGAUAAGCGCACUGCUGUACUCCAGCUAUGUGCUUACCAACAACUCAUUCAGGUUCCUUUACCUCAACUACUGUUCCACCGUGCUGUUCAAGAAAAUCAUACCCAACAUUGGAUUGUGGUGGUACUUUUUCACCGAGAUCUUUGAGUUCUUCAACAGUUUUUACUUGGCGGUGUUUAAUAUCUACUCGUUCAUCUUUGUGAUCCCGCUGACGCUCCGGUUCCCCAACGACCUGUUGUUUGCCUCCUGGAUCCUCAUAGGGUUUCUGAACUUUGCCAAGCCGUAUCCAACGGUGACCGACCUGAAUCUUUUCUACUCCAUGUUGAUUGUGUUCAAAGUGUACUACAAAAAACUGAAAUUUUCUCCGUUUUUGAGUUAUGUGGGGAUCACAAUAAUUCUGACAUUAUUGCCGGUGUUUUACUACGUUUGGAUGUGUCUGAAUUCUGGAAAUGCAAACUUUUUCUACGCUAUCGGGUUGGUGCUCAGUGUGCUGCAAACCAUUAUCGUUUCGGAUUUCCUUUGGUCCAAGAUCCAAACAGAGUACUUCCAGGAACAGGGUCUGGAUCUUGAUGCUAUUGUCAAGCUGACCCAGAUAUGA